Pyrus x bretschneideri (Chinese white pear) is the source of this 1339-nucleotide messenger RNA. RefSeq names its product vesicle-associated protein 1-2. Gene Ontology annotation, cellular component: plasma membrane; endoplasmic reticulum membrane. The transcript has 8 exons. Lineage: Eukaryota; Viridiplantae; Streptophyta; Magnoliopsida; Rosales; Rosaceae. The record is from RefSeq and is a predicted model, not a curated record. Gene Ontology annotation, biological process: endoplasmic reticulum membrane organization. The coding region runs from base 138 to 860 and encodes 240 amino acids.
ACCAUAUUAUUCCGAUUUCUCAAUCUCUCUCCCUCUCCCCUUCUCUCUCGAUCUCUCCGCCUAAUAUCUGUUUUCGUUUUUGUUUCCAAAAUAAUUCCAACUCCACCAAUUUUUUGCAAUUGAAUCGAUCGAAUCCGAUGAGCACAGGCGAGCUUCUCAGCAUCGAGCCUCUGGAGCUCAAGUUCCCCUUCGAGUUGAAGAAGCAGAUCUCCUGUUCGCUCCAGCUCUCGAAUAAUACCGAUAGCUAUGUCGCCUUCAAGGUCAAAACUACGAACCCGAAGAAGUAUUGUGUUCGUCCGAACACCGGAGUUGUCUUGCCUCGAUCCACAUGUCAUGUUAUAGUUACAAUGCAAGCCCAAAAAGAGGCUCCUCCGGACAUGCAAUGUAAGGACAAGUUCCUCCUCCAGAGUGUAAAAACUAACGACGGUGCAACGACAAAGGAUGUUACUCCUGAAGUGUUCAAUAAAGAGGCGGGACAUGUGGUUGAGGAGUGCAAAUUGAGAGUGGUAUAUGUUCCUCCACCUCAACCCCCUUCUCCGGUUCCAGAAGGUUCAGAAGAAGGGUCUUCACCAAGGGUUUCUGCUACAGAGAAUGGAAACGUGAACAUUUCUGAGUUUUCCAAUGCUGCAAAAGCAUUUACUGAGCUUGAACCUCAGGAGAGAUCUGCAGAGGCAAGAUCACUUAUUUUGAAAUUGACGGAGGAAAAGAAUAAAGCAAAUCAACAAAGUAACAGGCUUCGUCAAGAGCUGGAACUCUUGAAGCGUCAAGGAAGCAAAAGUCGUGGUGGUGUUUCAAUCCUUUUCGUCAUUAUUAUUGGCUUGAUCGGAUUACUUCUGGGUUAUCUCAUAAAGAAGUCGUAAGCACUCUGUUAAUCUGCUGUCAAAUUGUUCCCUUCUCAGUCAUUGAAGAAUGAUGGUGAAAGGGAGAAAUUAAGGAGGGGAGGGUGGCUCAUUUUUAGUUAGCGUUGCUAAAGUUUCGAAACUUGUUUAGGUGGGUCUUGAUCGAUCUUAGGUGCUGGAACUCUAGAUUAGCGUGUGGGACUGAUCUUCGGAAGGCUUACAUUCUCAUUGUAACUUAAAGGGAUUAAUUCACUUUGUUUCUGUUGUGGUUCGACGUGAGAUUUUGGUUAACUGUAUCUUUGAUGGUUAAUAAUUUAGGAUGAGGUUCCUCUCCGGAUCCUCUUUGUGAGGAUUCCGGGAUCACUUUAUGAACGGACAUAAAGUGAUCUCCGGGAUCCUCAUAAAUAGGAUUCGGAUAGUAUCCUAUUCCAAUAAUUUAUACAUCUCACUGUGAUGUAAAACACAUGUUCGGUUGUUUUAUACUAUUGGUGUUUGUUCAA